AAUUGCCACGUAUUACUGCGUCGCCUGAGGGUCACAUUUUGGAGCCCGUCGUGGUGACGUCUUUCUACUACGGCGACGGAGAGGAGGAGACUAUGAAGUCAACACAUCCACACACGCAGGAACGCAUCCAUUCAGUCCAUGCACAUCAGCGAGUCUUCUCUCCUCUCAGACGCGUAAUGCUCGGUGGUCUCUUGCGCCCUCUGUUGGCCGCGUGUGGGCUGGUGCUGCUGCCCGCCGCCGCCGCCGCCGCCGUCCGAUUCAACUACAACAACGGCUUCUACUAUCAUGACGUCAGCAACGGCAACGGCAACGGAGAAAUCUAUUUCAACGGGGUCCGUCUGUUCGUGGAGUCGCCGCAGGCGUCGGUGUCAGCCACCAGGGGCAGUAGCGUCACCCUUCCCUGCCACUUCCACUACGAGCCCGAACUCAGCGCGCCGCGCCGCACGCGGGUCAAGUGGUCGUGGUUGCCCGCCAAUGCCGUCGGCGAGCCCGCCUACCCCCCGACCGCGCCGGCCUACGCCAUAGAAACGCAGGUGAUGGUCGCCAUGGGCAACCGUCACCGCAGCUACGGCGGAUUCCGGGGUCGGGUCCGCCUGCGACGCUCGGCACCGGGCGACUUGUCGCUGGUCAUCAAUGAGCUGCGUCUCAACGACACGGGGCGGUACCGGUGCGAGGUCAUUGACGGGUUGGAGGACGAGAGCAUCACGGUGGAACUAGAGCUGCGAGGUGUGGUGUUUCCGUACUACUCUGACAAAGGACGCUACCGCUUGAACUUCCUGGGGGCCCAGCAGGCGUGCCAGGAUCAGGACGCCGCCCUGGCCACGUUUGAGCAGCUCUUCACGGCGUGGGACGAGGGCCUGGACUGGUGCAACGCCGGCUGGCUGGCCGACGGCACCGUGCAGUACCCCAUCACGGCGCCCCGCGACGGAUGCGGGGGGUCGGACUUGGCGCCGGGCCUGCGCAGCUACGGUCAACGCCAUCGCCUCCUCCACCGCUUUGACGCCUUCUGCUUCUCUGCAUCCAUCAAAGGGAGCGUCUACUUCCUCGCGAGCCCAACCAAGCUCAACUUCACCGAAGCGCUGCAGGCGUGUGCGGAGAACUCCAGUCACAUCGCCAAAGUGGGCCAACUGUACGCCGCGUGGAGGCUCACGGGAUUGGACCGCUGCGACGCCGGCUGGCUGGCGGACGGUAGCGUUCGCUAUCCCAUCACCAAGGCCCGCGUUAACUGCGGGCCGCCGGAACCGGGAGUGCGCAGUUUCGGCUUUCCCCCGCGCCACCAGAAGUUUGGAGUCUAUUGCUAUCGCUAAACCACCGGGCUAUUUUUUUUCGAGGUUAGCUUUAGCUUUAGCCUGCAAGAACAUGGGCAUUAUUGAGGCCAUUUGAGUUGAUUGCUCACCUCCAUCAGAACACAAGUGACUGUGACGACAUCUUAUUAAUGCCUCUUUCCCACUGCACAAGUACUCUCUUGGCUCUACUCGCUGCGGUUCGGGGCAGUUGGUUUUCCACUUCAUUCUAGAACUUCUUCAGUGGUUGGCGUGACUGAGGGCCGCAAGAAAACGGACUGCCGCAGCAAGGCGGAGACUGUGGAGCAUGCGGCGUCCGCUGCUAGGAAGCGGCAUCGCGGUAAGCUAACGUUAGCAUACGCGUGUUUUGUUUUGGAGCCGGGCGUAUCCUCCAACCAGUUCUUGUAAACGUCACAGACACUUUGGAGUCUUUUUGUAAACAACAAAAAUCAAUUAGAGUCCUCAAUAAA
This is a messenger RNA of Hippocampus comes (tiger tail seahorse), 1753 nucleotides long. RefSeq names its product hyaluronan and proteoglycan link protein 3 (gene hapln3). Bases 93 to 1307 code for a protein of 404 amino acids. Lineage: Eukaryota; Metazoa; Chordata; Actinopteri; Syngnathiformes; Syngnathidae. Gene Ontology annotation, biological process: cell adhesion; glial cell differentiation; skeletal system development. The record is from RefSeq and is a predicted model, not a curated record. The transcript has 5 exons. Gene Ontology annotation, molecular function: hyaluronic acid binding. Gene Ontology annotation, cellular component: perineuronal net; synapse.